AAGAAAGAGAAAACCGCACUGUGACUCCCGAUGUGCAGUCCUUAAGAUUAACGUUUUUUUUAUAUAUAUAUUUUAUUUCUUCCGCGAAGAAACCUCCAGUUUUUCUAUUUUUCGAAAAGUAACGCGUCUACCUCAGUUUUAAGGAUUUUUUUGAACCAACCGUUGGCGUUUACAACCGUUUUCUCUGCCUGCAGGGCUUGUUUUGUACCCUUUUUUUGCACUCGUCACAGCGACCCGUUGAGCGAUGUCCAGCCAGUGUCUGCUGUCCCGCAGAUGAUCCAUGACCACACCUCAUUGAUGCACUUUAGCACCUUUCCGACGCCUUCCCCCAGCCGUGAACCCCGCAGCUGAUGACCAAAGUGCGCGCCACACCUCUCCGCCGUCGCCCCGAGCCACGCGCCUCCCCCCAGCCCCUCCCUCAGCCUCACGCCCCCGCGGGACGUCCCGGGAUGUUCCAGAGGUUCGCCAGCGCUCUGUUCGGGGACGACGCGGAGGAGCUGAGUCGAUGCGGCGGGCCUGGAGACGGCCGGGAGGACGAGGAGGAGGAGGACGAUGAUGAAGACUGGAUCCUGGUCAACUACCUGGCUGAAGCCUGCUCGGCUCAGUGUGGCGACGGCCGCUCUGGAUCCACCGUUAGUCCUGAGGAGGAGGAGGAGGAGGAGGAAGACAUGGUGAUGGUCCCCUCCCCCAUGGCCAGCCCCGCCAUCCGCUACUCCUCCUGCAUCUCCCUCAACUCCACGGCCGACAACGACCCGGACGGAGGGGCAGAGGAGGAGGAGGAGGAGGACGAUGAAGAAGAAGAAGGGGACAGCAGCUUCCUCCGUCUGGAUGCCGGCUCUCUGGAGGAGAGCUGGUUCGUCACGCCCCCGCCGUGCUUCACCGGGCGCGGCAGCCAGCCGGGCCUCCUGGAGACCAGCCCUCUGGAGAACCUGCUGAUCGAGCACCCCAGCAUGUCGGUCUACGCCCGCCACAGCACCCCAAGGCUCGCGCUCAGCACCCUGCCGCGCUCCCUGGACCUGGACCUGGGCCUGGGCUUGGGCUUGGACCUGGACCUGGGCUUGGACCUGGACCUGGGCUUGGACCUGGACCUGGGCUUGCUGCCUGAAGACGCGCCUGCCGCCUUGACUCCCUCCGCUGGGAAGGAGAAGGGCAGACGCCUUCUGGACGGCCCUCGUCACCGGCCGGAGGUUGCGGUGGUCCAGCGGCGCUCCAGCCUCCACUCGGCCUGCUACGUUGCGGCGCUCUCCGCCCGGGCCGGCCUCCUGCAGCAGCGCUCGGGUAACGCCACCCAACGCACCCAGCCGCUGUCCCGCAACGCCCUGCGGCGCCUCAACCUGCUGCGCCCGCCGAAGGCCAGCACUAAGCACCUGCACCAGCCCAGCCAGAGACACCUCAACUACUGAGGCGUCCGGAUCACCUUCAUCAUCAUCAUCAUCAUCAUCAUCCUCAACCUCCAUCCUGUAAGCAUUACGGAAAACUGACACUGGCCACCGCAAGAAAUCCACACCAGCAACAUGUCUUCAGCCAUUAGUCACGCCUCUCCGAUCUGUUCUCGCAUCUGAUUGGACGGUGAAAUAGAGAAAGUGGCUGGUGAUUUUUAUUUUAUUUUAUCAGCUCAUGUGGCCAGUGGGUGCAACGUUUCCCCCUCUUCCUUCUCUUCCUCCAUCAAUCCUUCCUCCUUCAUGUUGAUGUUGGGAAGAAAAGAAAAGAUGUUAUCGUGUGUCCCCCGACAUGUCCUCCUCCCAUCACCUUUGUUUUAUUCUCCUUCCGCUGGACCAGUUUGCGUCCAAUCACGAGAGAGGAAGAGAUUUCGCAGGGUUGUCCUCUCUUUCUCCUUCCCUUUCUUAUUCUCGUCUUCACCCAUCCAUCCUCCUUCAUA
This is a messenger RNA of Perca flavescens (yellow perch), 1879 nucleotides long. RefSeq names its product tumor protein p53 inducible nuclear protein 1 (gene tp53inp1). Lineage: Eukaryota; Metazoa; Chordata; Actinopteri; Perciformes; Percidae. The coding region runs from base 351 to 1403 and encodes 350 amino acids. Gene Ontology annotation, biological process: positive regulation of DNA-templated transcription; autophagosome assembly. The transcript has 4 exons. Gene Ontology annotation, cellular component: autophagosome; nucleus. The record is from RefSeq and is a predicted model, not a curated record.